AUGCCUCCUGAGAGUGACAGACACCGAACUGGACUCAGCCAAAAGUUACUAAAAUAUGGCUCCCAUCCGGCGCGUCCCAAGCUCCGUUUUUGCGUCAUUUCGUCCUUACCCGGAAUUGUGAUGCUUCAUCCUUGCCUCAUCGCGUCUCGUCUCUUUCAGUCUUUUCCCGCCAUCAAUUCAUCUCUCCAUUCAACGCCCCCUCCUUUCAGACAAUCUGACAUAUUUGCAGAUGCUCACGUUUACGAAGUUUUUGUCCGUGCCCUCAGAUUCACGCCUCCACGAGCUCCCCUACCUGCCCAACCCAUGCUUGUAUGA
Molecule: messenger RNA, 315 nt
Organism: Protopolystoma xenopodis
Lineage: Eukaryota; Metazoa; Platyhelminthes; Monogenea; Polystomatidea; Polystomatidae
Source: the annotation of a GenBank genome assembly